Bufo gargarizans (Asiatic toad) is the source of this 2293-nucleotide messenger RNA. Its product is annotated as zinc finger protein OZF-like. Bases 83 to 1336 code for a protein of 417 amino acids. The record is from RefSeq and is a predicted model, not a curated record. Gene Ontology annotation, biological process: regulation of transcription by RNA polymerase II. NCBI's taxonomy places the organism in Eukaryota, Metazoa, Chordata, Amphibia, Anura, Bufonidae. The transcript has 2 exons. Gene Ontology annotation, molecular function: RNA polymerase II cis-regulatory region sequence-specific DNA binding; DNA-binding transcription factor activity, RNA polymerase II-specific.
UCCCCCGUGUAAGAGUGAGGUGGAGGAGGACAUUCCAGGAGAUGUCAGCACAGAAAAUCCCAGCAAGAAUUCUGAGGAAAAAAUGUUAUCACUAAAGGAUGAAGCUAUCCUGCAGCGGUCUUCUGGAGAAAACAUCAUUACCUUUAUUGUAUAUCCAGGACUUCACAGUACAGAUAUGUCCUAUAAUUCUCCUAAUCAUGGGGGACCUUCUCCUGACCAAUCACAGAUUGUUACCACAAGUACAAGUCAAAAGAGGGGUGAAAGGUUUCACUGUGGUAAAGAGUUGACAGAAAGCUCAGGUCUUUUUACACACAGAGGAAUUCACACAUUAGAGAAGCCAUAUUCAUGUUCAGAAUGUGGUAAAUGUUAUAAAUAUAAAUCACAUCUUGUUAUACAUGAAAGAUGCCACACAGGAGAGAAGCCACAUUCAUGUUCAGAAUGUGGGAAAUGUUUUAAACGGAAAUCACAACUUUCUACACACAAGAGAAUUCACACAAGGGAGAAACCAUAUUCAUGUUCAGAAUGUGGGAAGUGUUUUCCAAAUAAAUCACAACUUGUUACACAUGUGAGAAUUCACACAGGAGAGAUGUAUCCAUGUUUAGAAUGUGGGAAAUGUUUUAUACAAAAAUCACAUCUUGUUAGGCAUGAGAGAACUCACACAGGAGAGAGGCCAUAUACAUGUUCAGAAUGUGGGAAAUGUUUUACAGAAAAAUCAUAUCUUGUUACACAUCAGAAAAUUCAUACAGGAGAGAAGCCAUAUUCAUGUUCAGAAUGUGGUAAAUGUUUUACACGGAAAUCACAUCUUGUUACACAUCUGAAAAUCCACACAGGAGAGAUGUUGUCAUGUUUAGAAUGUGGGAAAUGUUUUAUACAAAAAUCACAUCUUGUUAGGCAUGAGAGAACUCACACAGGAGAGAAGCCAUAUUCAUGUUCAAAAUGUGAGAAAUGUUUUACACUAAAAUUACAUCUUGUUAAACAUCAGAGAAUUCACACAGGAGAGAGGCCAUAUACUUGUUCAGAAUGUGGGAAAUGUUUUAUACAAAAAUCAUAUCUUGUUACACAUCAGAAAAUUCAUACAGGAGAGAAGCCGUAUUCAUGUUCAGAAUGUGGAAAAUGUUUUAGCAAUAAAUCAAAUCUUGUUACACAUAAGAGAAUUCACACAGGAGAGAAACCAUAUUCAUGUUCAGUAUGUGGGAAAUCUUUUAGACAAACAUCAGCUCUACAUAAACAUGAAAGAAUUCACACAGGGGCAAAGCCGUUUUCAUGUUCAGAAUGUGGGAAAUGUUUUAACGAUAAAUCAGAUCUUGUUACACAUGAGAAAAUUCACACAGGAUAGAAACGAUAUUCAUGUUCGGAAUGUGGGAAAUGUUUUACACUAAAAUUACAUCUUGUUAAAUGUAAGAGAAUUCACACGGGAGAAACUAUAUACAUGUUCAUAAUGUGGGAAAUGUUUUACAGAAAAAUCAUAUAUUGUUAAAGAUAAGAUCAUUCACACAGGAGAGAAGCCAUAUUUAUGUUCAGAAUGUGGGAAAUGUUUUAAAAAUAAAUCAGAUCUUGUUACACAUGAGAGAAUUCACACAGGAGAGGAACCAUAUUCAUGUUCGGAAUGUGGGAAAUGUUUUACCCAAAAAUCAAAUCUUUUGGCACAUGAAAGAAUUCACACAGGAGAGAAACAUUUUCACAUAAUUUAACAUAUUAGGUUAUUCGUGGACCUUAAAAAGCCAAUAAGAAGAUUUAUUUUUUGGGUGGUAUUAUCCUGGAUCUCCCAUAUAACCUAAUGAUAUUUCUCUGAGGUCAACUGACCGGGAUCCUUGGAGGAAAAGUAUUGUGGAUUUAAGGAAGAGAAGAAGAGCCUCGUUUACUUCCAUAGCAUUGAAGAUGAAUUGUCCCCAUGAAUCUUUCUUCUUAUCUCUGUAACACAUCUUUACACAUAUGUUUCCAUUACAUCAGUGACAAGACAGUCAGUGGUUUAUCUGUGAAGAUGUCCGUGAAAGAUCAGUGUAUCCAUUUUUUGCCUUCUGUGUCUUAUCCGUAUUGUACCAGAACUACUCAGCAGAAGAUUAAUUUAGGAGCAUCUAGCAAUGAUCCAUGAGACAGGGACGAAAUAGCAUCUGUGUUGUGUCCGUGUCCUUUCACGAACCCAUAGACUAUAAUGGGCAUGAUCCAUCCGUAAACACUAAGAAAUGGGCAUGCUUCCGUUAUGUAACAAUUGAUCCCUGGACCAUGGUAAAUCACGGAUGUGUGAAUACACAUAAUAAAAAUAAUGGCUAUGGGAAGAAUAUGACAGCACACU